AUGACUACACAACAGGGCAAAAUCAAGGCCGUCUUCUUCGACUUCAUGGGAACAUGCCUAGACUGGCACAGCAGUGUAGUGCAAGCUUUUCCCCCUGCGAUAGACAACAAAACAGCGUCCGAUCUAGCUCUCGAAUGGCGGAAGAAUUAUUUCCUCGCAAACAAUCAGCGAUAUCUCCAAGGUCUCGCUCCCGAAGACAUUGAUAUCACGCUUGCUCGUGUACUUGACGCAGUCCUUGGUCAAUUCCAGGAUGUCAAGGCCCAUCUCGAUACAAACACUAAAAAGCGGCUUGUCGAAGCCUGGCAUUCGCAGCCAGCUUGGCCCGAGGUGCAGCAGGCGAUACAGAGCAUCCGCGAGGAUCUUGGACUGGAAGUGUUCGUUCAUGCCAAUGGAACGACCCGGCUUCAACUGGACCUUACUCAGUCUUCUGGGUUGAACUUCAACAUGUUGUUUUCCAGCCAGCUUCUGGGUGUGUACAAGCCUAGUCCUGAGGCAUACCAGAAGGCAUUACAAUUGGUCAAGCUUCAGCCAGAGGAAGUGGUGUUGGUUGCGGCACAUGCCUACGACCUACGAGGUGCUCAAAACGUUGGUCUGAGGACCAUUUACGUACAUCGAUGGACAGAUGAUAUUGAUGAAGAUAUGGAGAAAGUUAAGACCGAGUUUGAUUUUUACUUGGACGAUAUGAAGAAUCUUCCUGCUACGAUUGCGAGGCUAUAA
Messenger RNA from Penicillium subrubescens, 717 nucleotides. RefSeq names its product HAD-like domain-containing protein. NCBI's taxonomy places the organism in Eukaryota, Fungi, Ascomycota, Eurotiomycetes, Eurotiales, Aspergillaceae. The transcript has a single exon. The record is from RefSeq and is a predicted model, not a curated record. Gene Ontology annotation, molecular function: hydrolase activity, acting on halide bonds, in C-halide compounds. Bases 1 to 717 code for a protein of 238 amino acids.